AUGACAGAUUCGAUUGACAAACGAUUUUGUUUUGAUAUCACAGCUCAGGAUAGGUAUGAUAGUUGUAACCAAUAUACCUGUCGCGUUCUAGGGGGAGUUACUAUUCUUAGACUUUUGUAAUUUUGUAUUCUUUUAUAUUUUAAACUUAAUCCUAAUCUUAACCCUAAACGCUUACUCUAAUCCUAACCCUAACCCUAAUACUUUCCCUAAAUCCUAACCUUAAAAGUCUAAAAAUAAUAACUCCCCCUAAAACGUGACUCAUAUGUUUCUUUGUAACGUGAAUGAGGUGGCUUCAUACUUCUAAUGAGUUUCAGAUCGUUUCAAACGCUAGAUAACGAGACUUGUGGCGGCUGUGACCUCAUUAUUUGUUCGCUGGCAAAUUUAAGACAAAGGAGAGGGGCCCAAUCUCUGUCUAGAUAAUACGUGACCUCUUUGUCGCUUGGCUUAGCGAAGCAGGAUCUAGACCGUUUCUUUGGAACUCUGUGUCACGAUGUAGAGCACGAUCUUGGGUAGGUGCAUGGGAUCCUCCAUCCUUUAGACAUGCCCUGCCCAGCGUAGCUCCAUCUUCAAAAGUAUUGCCUCGAUGCUGUUGAUCUUCGCCUGUUCGGCAACUUCGUUGUUGGUGACGAAGGACUCUAGUGUACGUUAAGGAUGAAGCAGGGCAGUAAUGCUGAUGGAAACACUCAAGUAGUCGUAGGUGGCGACGAUAAGUGUUCCACGUCUCUGCACCAUACAUGGGUGUGGUCAGUAUACUACGACUCUUUACACGCUGCUCUUGGCAUAUUUCUCGAGACGUUUGUUGUUUUACACUCGCUUGUGGUCAGUCGUCCAAACGCACUGCUUGCCUGAGCCGAUGGGCUGUUUGCAGCUCUGAGUCUCUGACUCACCGAUUGUGGUACGACGAGGGUGCCAGGGCAGUAUAUACGAGUAAUCCUGUACUGAGGUGGGGCCUGUGCAGGACCUCUGUCUUCAGGCUGUAUUCAUGUCCGAAGGGUUGUGCUUGCCUCUACGAUGCAGGUCUGUCUCAGUGCGGACGAAACAACUUUAAAGACUUCCCGAAUUUGCCUGAGUGCGCACGACACAACAGCUUGAAUCGAGGCGGACAGUGUAGUCCAUUGUAAUUAUGUACAUUUCAUUGCCAACCGGAUGGCCUGUAGACACCUCCAAAUUUACUGGCAGGAAUCUAACCUGCAGGGCCUGCAAUUCCUGUGCAGCUCUCUGACCACUGACUUAUAUGCCGAUGAUUGGUUUAUCAUACAGACUCGCUCAGGUACAGACUCUUCUGCACUUCUUUCCGGACUAUCGUACAGAGUCUCUUAUAAUGAACACUGUAAAAAAGUUUGACUCAAAAACUUUAGUAAAAUAAUGCACCACGAUGGCUCAAAAUAUUGAGUAAAAUUGCUCAAAUUUAUGAGCAAUUUUACUUGUGUUUUUUUUUGUGAAGUAUAAAUCUUUACUCGAAAAGAGUAAAUUCGAAACUUUACUAAAAAAAUCGAGUAACUAAGAUUUAGUCGAUUUCAAGUUCGACCCAUAAUAUAUGUAAAGCAAUGCGUUUAUCUUUAUGUUAUUUUUCUCUAGACCGCAACCUAUAACUCUUCAAGCUUUAAACGACGAAGACCGUAAACAAUGGCUUUGCGCUAUGGAUGGAAAAGAACCGGUAAGAUACAUAGAGGUGCAGACGUUAUGAAUCAUGUUUUCAACACAACGCAAACUAAACGAAGGUGAAAUAAAGUGAAAUGGAUUGAGUGUUUAUUUACACGAAUCAUGAAAUGUACAAUAAAAUGAGAUACCAUAUUCCCUCCAUUUAACCCCCUGGACCCGGUUGCUCAAAAUUUCGAGAAAAAACUCCUGCUGAUCCCAGACAACACUUCUGAAGAAAUAUUUCCAAAUUUAUAUACCAGCUGUUAGGAAGUUUGCUUUGAAUUUUAAGUUAACCUAGGGUUAAGCUGGUCAAGGAUAGUUAAAUGGUCCCAGGUAGUUUAUCCCGCAUGCAGAGGCUUAUUUUUUCCAGUAGUUCAUGAUUGGUGGCUUAUUUGGAGGUGUUUAUAUGAGCCCUAUAUAUAUAUGUGAAAGCAGGUCCUAUUAGGCGAGAUCUCGCGUACUAAUUGUAAUCCUUAGGCCCCGUUUACAUGAGACCGGGACGAAGUCAAACCCGAAUGAAAAUUGAAAUUGUCAACAUGUUUACAUGAGACCGGUACGAAAAUCACAAAAUUUUCAAUUUAUUCUCCUUGCCUGGCAAUUUUCUUUUUUAGAUGGCUUUUGUUAGCAUGUGUUGUUCCAAUGUUAAGGUUACAGCCGAGACCAAUGCAUUUGUGUUUACAUUCAACCCAGUUCUGAAUUCAUGUCGGCUCGGUCCAGCAGGCGGAAUGACUUGAGACCGUUCGAGUUAUUUUCGUCCAGGUAUCAUGUAAACAUCUAUUAUAAAUAACACUAUGACCGAAACGAAAUGGUCCCGGUUUGACUUCGUUAUGUUCUCAGGCAAACGGGGCCUAACGAGCUUAACUAAAAAUUUUUUGUCUGUAUGAGAAGAUGGUCAGCCCUCCUAGGCGUGAUUUCGCUUUUGACUGCCCGAGAUCUCUAUAUAGUAGGGCUGGAAAUUUACUCUCGAACAGUCUGUGCUAGUGUAGGUAGUGGCAAUAAUAACAAAAGCUGCGGAUUCAUAAUGAUACAACUAUUUGAUACAACUAUCUGAAUUUGUGUUUACAUUCAUCCCAGUCUGAAUUCAUGUCGGCUCGGUCCAGCAGGCGGAAUGACUUGAGACCGUUCGAGUUAUUUUCGUCCAGGUAUCAUGUAAACAUCUAUUAUAAAUAACACUAUGACCGAAAUUGAUAACAGUAGAUUAGGACACAUAUUGAUAACAGUAGAUUACUGAAAUGUUUAUCCUCUGUAAAGAUUUUGAAAUACAAUACAAUACGAUACAAUACAAUACAAGGAGGAAACGAUACGUUUCGAGUGAAGGUGCUUCGUCUGGAAGUUAGUAAAGUAGCCUACUAAACGCGUCCUCAACCUAAAGUUCUCCUUGUAUUUUUCAGCUAUUGUUGUGUCCCUUUCAAUCCACAGCUUUCUGGAAAUGAACCAGUAGUAGAGCGGAGUAAAAAACCCGCUACAUCCGUAUCAAACUCAGCUUGUCGAAGUUUUUUUUCCACUAAAAUAUUGAGCUCUAGAACAAUAUUCAAUCGUCUGUUGUUUAUUUCGAAAAUUUGCUUGACAAUGUGAGAAGGGGAGGCGGGCUGGGGGCUAAAUUUGAAUGAUACUUGGAUACUAGCUUUAUGCUCAAGAUACUUAAAGGGUACGUGGGCGCUUCAAGGAACCAAUAGGUAGCCAUCAUCUUCCAUGAUGAACUCAAAAAGAAAAUGUUAAAUACAUGAAUUUUUAAAACCACCUCGGAAAUUUCGACAAAAAAUUGAAUAUUAUACAAAUAAUGAAUGUUUUUCGUGAAAUGGUAAGAAUAUUUUCAUUCGGUGAAAGAUGGAAUAUAAUAAAACGUAUAGUACAAUUGCACUUGCAAAGAGUGCAAUGGAACGUAUUCCAUUGCACUCUUGGGAAAUGGAAUUUUCUAUUCAAUAUCACGUAUCGCCAUAAACAGCCAAUUAAACGAUCAGAAUCCAAUAAGGUAUUAUAUAAAACGCAAUUCUUUAUGAAAUGUAAAAUAGUAUUCGUAUCUAGCUAUAAGUCUGUAUUGAGAUUUAUUAAAAUAAUAGAAGAUGGGGGAGGGGGGCUAAAUAGAAGGUGGGGUCUAUGAAUUGAAGCUUACCGAAAAUGGGGGGGGGGGGGUGAAUUUUCCCUUAGUGAGAUUUUAUUGAUAUGAAAUGCACACAACGUUUCAUGAAAUAAUUAACAAGUAUUCACCGAAGUGGAAUAGAAAUAUCUUUAAAGAAUUCCUCUACACACUGUUAAUUUGUUAGUGCGCAAAACGUGAGGAUGAAACCAAGUAAUUUAUCAUGGCCGUUGUUGCGGGCGUAUAUAUAAGCACCCAUCCAGUAAAGUGCAUGCUGUAUCAUUCAUUAAUACAAACACAUGGCACGCAAAUACGCCUAUAUAGGUAUAAAUACGCCUAUAUAGGUAUAAAUCCUUGCCGUCUUGGAUACAUAUUUAUCUGUGCUCUGUUUCUAAGAGAUGCAUUCAAUCUUUUUUAUUUUAGAUUUACCUCGAUAGCAACGAGUUGGCAGGCAAUUCAAGUAAUGAAGAUGCAGGUUUGUGACUUACUUCUAGAAUACUGAUCGAUCUGUAUAUAAUGUAAUAAGCGUUCGUUUUGUUUUUCUUACAAUUUUCAAUACAGACGUAUAGGAAGAAUUAUAUAGACCUACAGGUAUAGAUCCCAAGUAUCUCAGUGCUGAGGCCGAGAUGUGAAUUACUCCAAAAAUCCUCGCUUAUACUUUCUGAAAGAUGACAAAAAAGCCUUUCGAAAAAUCCACAAAUUUGAUUAAUUAUUAGACCUAUCUCGGUUUGUUUCUUGACGUAUACUGUUAUUUCUUAGACCUACGAUCUAUUUCUCAGAUCUAUUGUUUUUUUCUCAGACCUAUUGUUUAUUUCUCAGACCUGAUGUUUAUUUUUCAGACCUGAUGUUUAUUUUUCAGACUAAUUGUUCAUCUCUCAGACCUGUCGUUUAUUUCUCAGACCUAUUGUUUAUUUCUCAGACCUAUUGUUUAUUUCUCAGACCUAUUGUUUAUUUCUCAGACCUAUAUUGUUUAUUUUUCAGAUCUGAUUUUUAUUUUUCAGACUAAUUGUUUAUCUCUCAGACCUGUCGUUUCUUUCUCAGACCUGAUGUUUAUUUUUCAGACCUGUUAUUUAUUUCUCAAUUUAUUUCUGAUUCUGAACUGAAUGCUCUGUGGGAAAUCCCGAUGGCCAGUCCUUAACCUGACCAAGGGGUGCUAAACCCCUAUGGACAAUCCUUAGAUUUAGAUAUGUUAUAUGUGUGACAUAUAUUGAGUAUAUAUGGGCCUGAAGUUGACAUUUUUGGAGACUUCACCCAGAACCACGAAUUUAUUAUAAUAACGCAACAAAACAUACAAGAAAUGGUGAUCUUGUGCACUACUUGUAUACAUAAUAUUAAUAAAGAUAAUGAUUAUCUACCAUCGAUAUUUGUACCUUUUUGCGCCACGUUCCUCCUCGUGCCUUUCUUUCAGAAUGUAGCGUUCGGGAACGGUUGGCACUUAAACAGUGUUCCUUUGUGUUGAAAAGUAUAUAUAUAUAUAUAUAUAUAUAUAUAUAUAUAUAUAUAUAUAUAUAUAUAUAUAUAUAUAUAUAUAUAUAUAUAUAUAUAUAUAUAUAUAUAUAUAUAUAUAUAUAUAUAUAAAUAAAUAUAUACACAUAGCAACAUUGUUAUUGUAUUACCCUAAUACAACUACUACUACUUCAAGCGAAGUUGUUAAAUAUCUACAAAUGGGCGGAAAAUUAAAACGUUUUCUUUUUUUUUUUUUUUAUGAACAAACACAGUGAAAGCAGGUAAGCUGAAGAAACAAAAAAUUUAGCAUGCAAACGCCGAGAGGUGAGUGGGUGGGAGGUUCUGUCGAUAACGUGAAUCGAACAACAGCCAGAUGAUGUAAUUUGUUCAUAGCCGCAUGCACGUUAUGCGCUAAUUAGGUUGUGCUGUAUUGUGCAUUAUGACUGGUCAACUCAAAGGAGAGAGUUGUACGAGGUGUUCAAUCAUGGCUCGUGGAUAAUGUGCUGACUUGUACACGUGACAGCAUACUAGCUGACAUAAAUGAUCUUUGACUUAUUUGUCAAUGGCCUGAGAUAAACCAUUUCCAUCCACACUUAGCUUACCUUCAACGCGUUGUCCCAUCAACUUAAAUUUAUAUAACUAUAAAUUUGCUUAAAUUUGCAGCGAGUUUCGACGAUUUUCUUAUUGGACAGAAGUUUCUUAAGAAAUGUGUUGCUGCCAUUGAAACCCGAGGUAUGGCGGUGCUUUUAAUUUAUCUAAGAAGUUAUUAUGCAUGGCGAUGCUGUAUAAUUAUAUAAAAUACUCAUAAUAAUUCAUGAAGGAAAUUCAAAAGAAAUUAAUGUUUAACAACUAUUUGCAAAUCGGAUAAAAAUUUAGUCGUGAUUUAGCUGUACUCAAUCUUCUUGCUAAGACAUGAUCCGCAGGAUGCCACUUUUUUCCAUGUCUGGUGGUAAAGAGAUUAAAAUGUUAUAUUAUCCCAAUUUGAGAUAACGGGUAUUAGUAUAAUUACAUAGGUGAUUAUUGAAAAUUCUCCACGCUGAUUGGUUGCCGUUGAGGUGAUUAUAACGCGAUGAUCACCUAAGCGAUUUUCAAAAUGGCGGCCGAAGCCGUUUUGUCAAUUAAAUGACGAAAAAAUGUGUAUUUUUUAUUUUUUUCCCAAAUAAUCACCUAUGAAAUUAUACUAAAACAAUUAUUCACCUCAGGCUCGCGGUGAUUAUCGUGAAUAAAAACCUCGACUUCGUCUCUGUUUUUAUUCACCGAUAAUCACCUUGCCUUCGGCGAAUAAUUGUUAACUAUUAACCGCGCAUCUCGGAUGUUCGGCUUUCAGAUCCUCUGCAACGCAUGCUAAACAGAACUCUGCUUUUCAUCACCAGGUAUCACUGAGCAGGGACUGUACAGAGUUGUUGGUGUUGGAUCGAAAGUUAAGAAAUUGUUAGACGUUUGUUUUGGUAAGUAGAUUUUAUGAGUAGAUUAUGAAUUUGAAUUUAUUAAAUUUGCCACUGAAAAAGACGUACUUUACAUAUACAAAAAACUACUAAAUUGCCCUAAUAAGUAAAAUGGCAGGGUCACCACAACAGCAGUUGCCAAUUACCGUGGGCCCUAUAGGGUCACCACAACAGCAGUUGCCAAUUACCGUGGGCCCUAUGGGCCCAAUUACCGUGGGCCCUAUAUAUUGUAGCAGCCGAAUUGUUCAACACCAUUUCUUAAAGUGGCAUGCAGUGUCAUUAAAAUUUUUGUUGUCUCAAGCGAAAGAACUCCUAAAACUGUAACGUAACUUCUUUUGAAAAAAUUGGUUUCCAUGGUUUGUUCUUGAGAUAUUUCAUUUUGUUCGAAACCAUGUGACGUCAUUUCCUCAAUUACAUAUAUAAUGGAAUAUCAGUUAAUGUUGUGUAUCUUUGCUAUUUUUGACGGAUUUAAAGUUUGUUCGUUCACUGCAACCAGGUAUGUCAAUCAAGACCCAACGUUUCGACACUCCAGUGUAGUGUCUUCAUCAGGGGUGAUCUAAAACUAUAAUCGUGGCUUCUUAAAUACCCAAGGGAUGACGUCACCUGCCAAUUUGAUGCAUGUAUUCCUCUGGCAAAUAGGCGCCAGAUUGGUACACGGCUAAAAGAAUAUCAAAAGGCUGUUUUAACUUUAGACAAGGGAAAAUCAGCUUUAGCAGAACAUGUAUGUUUCACCAAACACGAGAUUGCGUGGGAAAACUCUAGAGUAAUUACUACAAACAAUCGCUAUGGUCAAAGACUAUGCCUAGAAGCGUGGCAUAUAAAUAUGAGUAAUCAUGCUUUGAAUAGGGAUGACGGUGCCUAUUUGCCAGAGGAAUAUAUGCAUCUCAUUGGCAGGUGACGUCAUCCCUUGGGUAUUUAAGAAGCCACGAUUGCAACUUUAGAUCACCCCUGAUGAAGUCACUAGACUGGAGUGUCGAAGCGUUGGGUCUUGAUUACAGUUCGACUGGGCUUUGUAAUUUAUUUAAACCAGAGUAGCGAGCGAAACAUGUUUGACGGAUUUGUUUAAAAAAAACAGUAUGCUUAAUGACGUACUGUAGGUUAAAUUAAUAAACGCGCCGCAUCUUUGGAAAGAUUUUGAUAAAAAAUAGCAAAGAUACACAGCAAUUAAUUACUGAUAUCUCAUUAUAUAUGUAAUUGAGUAAAUCACGUCACAUGGUUACAAACAAAAUGAAAUAUCUCAAGAACUAAGCAUGGGAACAAAAAUCAUUGGGCUAAGUAUUCCAAAGGUCGUAGGUUCGAUUCCCACCGUGGCCAGGCAUAUUUUCCAAGCUCGCCCGGUGUGGAUAUACACUAAGAGUAACAUCACAAACAUCUUAUUCACCUGAGUACACAACACCAACACAGAAAAAAAUCAUAUUACUAGAUUACAUUGGUAUCGAAGGAACUAGAUUCUGUUCCGAAAUAUCACUUACUCGAACCGUCCUGACCGCGUAGCUCAGUUGGCAGAGCAUUGGGCUAGUAUUCCAAAGGUCGUAGGUUCGAUUCCCACCGUGGCCGGGCCUAUUUUUCAAGCUCGCCCGGUGUGGAUAUACACUCAGAGUAACAUCACAAACAUCAUAUUCACCUGAGUACACAACACCAACACAGAAAAAGAAAAGUUACUAUAUAGUUUUAAGAGCAUUUUCGUUUAAGAAAAUAAAAAUUCUAAUUGACAGUGCCACUUUAAAUUAAAGGAGAUGGCAAUAAAACUUAAUGCUCCGGUGUGAAAGGGCAUGCAACUACGUGAAUUAACGUUUCAGGUUGUGACAUCACACAUAUCAUGGAUAAUAAACUAUAUGGAUAGGACUCUAGCUGACGUCACAGUCUAAACCUAGUUGCAAUCUGUGACGUCACGCGUAUUGCCAAAGUUCUUGGCAUUUUUGUUGUUUCGCUAUAUUUCCGCUUUAAAAGAGUAAUAUUGAAGUAUAAACUGGUCUAAUUGUUUUAAAAACAUCCCUGAGCUACGACAAAGUAUUCAAGGUAAAUGUUUUUCGUGUGUGUGUGUGUGUUUUUUUUUACAUUUGUAGCUACGAAAUUGGCGUCACCAAUUUUAACGAAAUUUGGGAUGCAUUUUUCACUGUUUAGUGCUUGAAAUAUUUGCUAAAACUGACUAGAAAUACUUAGAGAUUUCAUCGUAGAAUGGCGUAGUUAUAUUUAUUUGCUCUUUGACUAAAAUGUGUUUUGCUGUAUAAUUGCUAAACAUGCCGUUUUUGAGAAUUUGGUUUGCAACUAGGUUUCAACAUCCAACCACGCCGUCAUUCCAUUGAAAACAUUAGGUCACGUCAGCUAGUUUCCUAUCCAUUUAUUUUAUUAUCCAUGCACAUAUUGAACCAAGAACUGAAAUGGCGAGCAUUCAGAGCAAGACAACGCCAUUUUAACUUGUACUCUCCAGUCUCUCUUUUAUCUUGUAGACCAAUUUUGAUCAGUUUAGGUGUCAGAUAUCCAUAAUCGUUGCAUGUAUAUAUACUGUAAGCAGUGACCAUGUUUGAUUUAAAAUAGCAGGAAAACUAGGACAGCUCUCACGACCAAAUAAAUAUCAACUGUUGAUAUAUUACAAUAAGAUUUUCAUGGAAUAUUGACUGAGAUAUAUUUGUAAGUCCGACAAGCAUUUAUGACAAUGCUAAAAAUUUGCAUAUUAAAUGACCUAGUAAACUAAUUUCAGUACAGGUGCCGUUCGCUCGUGAUUAUUGUGUAUUUCUGUAUGGCAACUGUACUGAAAUUAGUUUAAUAGGCCAAUUUUAUGCAACUUUUUAGCAUUGUCACAACCGCUUGUUUGAUUUAAAAUAUUGAUGUCUCAAUUAAUAUUGCAGAAAAAUCUUGUUGUAAUAUAUCAAAAUUUAAGUUUGCCCUUUAUUUGAUCGUAAUAGCUGUUCUAGUUUUUCUGCUAUAUAUUAAAUCAAACAGGAUGUAGUUUUUUGUGUCCCGAAUCAUCAAAUUUGUAUUGAGAAGAUCUAUUAAUUGAUGGGAUAUCGUUUAGUUCAAAGACAGAUUGAUGAACUGGAACUUGACAGUGAAGACUGUGAAUAUGAAGUCAAAACUAUCACAAGCGCUGUUAAACACUAUCUCAGGUAUGUGCUUAUAAAUAUACUCCCCCAACCCAGCAUGCUUCUUCCCUCAACAAGAGUGGUAGCUGAAUAACUGUGUAACAAAGCUGUAACAAUAAUUUUAUAAUAACGUUAAUAAUUCAAGCGCUUUCAUUGGUCGAGAGCCAUUACCUAUUACAGGACAGACGCACGGAAUUACGUCACAUAAAACCUUAUCCAAUAGCAUUCCCUUAUUUAAGAAACAUUAAAAUUAAAUUUACAAAAACUUCAAAACAGGGCGGCAAGGGUUAUUAUACAGGUGAUAAUUAUGACGUUCGAUCAAAACAAAUAUUACUUAAGUUAGGCUGGAAAACACUGGAUGAAAGUCUCACGGAAAAAUGUAUGAGUAAUGUUAUGAAUGAUAAUGGUCCGGAGAUAAUAGGUUGCCUUUUUGAAAAGUGCAACAAUUUUAAUUAUAAUUUAAGAAGUAAUGGCAAAUUUCUAAGACUGUCAAAACCAAAUACAAACUGUAUAUGAAGAGAAGUUUUAUAGUUAUAGUUAUAUGGGGGCUAAGACCUGGAAUCAGCAUCUAAACGAUAAUUUGCAUGUGAAUAUUAUAAUUCUAUUCUCUUACUUGUAAAUAUUACACGGCCCUAUGACAAUCAAUAUCAUGCAAUUGAUAGGUUAUACCGUGUAUAAAUAUAAUUAAAUACAAUACAAUACAAUUUGUAUAGAUCAUGUAUACCCGUGAUAUUUGUAAAAUUUCGACUUUUUCAAAUUUCCAAAUGUUUGGGUGGAUAAAAUUAAGCUAUUUUCCUGUUUAAUUAUUAUUAUAUAUUUUCACUUUUCUUUCCACAUUAUGACGUUAUACUCUGUAUCUAUAACUGAACAGACAACGGCAAAAUCUUAUUUGUUAAUUUUACAACCCUGAAAGCAUUGGUGGACUAUAAAGUAAACAUAUUUGCAUGAAAUUCCAAGCUUAAAGAGUUUAGAUUUGCGGCAAAAAAGAGUGGUUAUAUAUGGUAGCAAAUUCCGGAAGUAGUUACAUGAUUAUAAUUGUUCCGAUUAUUUGCAUAAUAACAUUUGUGUAAUGGUAUUAUUCUGCUUUCCAAGACUUAUCACCUUGCAUAUAUAUUAUACGGCCAGUGAACUCCAUAACUUUGGGCAAUUACCCGAAUAAAAAAAUAGGCCAAAAAUGGCGAUUGUUUGGUAUGUUAUAUUUGUAUAAUCAAAAACAUAAUUCUAUGCAGUUGUAUUUUUGUUGUCAUGUUUUAGGAGUAUGACAGCGCCAUUAUUAACUUACGAACAGCACGAUUCCAUUCUAGAAGCGGCAAGUAAGUAUAGUUCUUUUUACACACGAUACAAUGGAACCAUUUGUCAGCACUGCCUAAAUAAGUCCAAGGAUCGCAAAAUACCCAAUACCAAGACCAGUAAGUAUUAACAAUAUUUUGAUGCGAUCGUAUUGUAUUAACAGAAACGGAAAGCUACGAUAAUAGAGUGGAAGCUGUGAAAAUAGAACUAGACAAGCUGCCGUAUGACAAUUAUGAAAUGUUGGACAUUAUUACGGAGCAUCUUAAAAAGUGAGUAUUUUUAAUAAAGGUUGUUCCACAUUGUUUCUAUAUAUAGUACAUGUAAUACUAUACACAAUAUGGAUUUUUUUGAGAAACCAAAUUUAGGUGGAAAAAUGAAAAGUCCUGUUCUUUGUGGUACAAAGUUUAAGCGUAGAGAGCUUUUGCUACACGAGACAGGGCUGGGAAAAGUAUGGAACUAUGGGACCAUUGGUCACAGAAAAUGUUUCCCCAAGAAAGAAAAAGAUAAUUGUUAAAAUUUAGAUAAAAGGAAAAAUUCCGAGGACGAGAAACAUAUGUUUUUUUACUUGGCCUAAUGUCCUCUUGCGCUCCCAGAAAGUAAAAUAUUUUUUCACCCCUGACGCGAGGUAAUAUCCAGUCAACUCCCUUAACGCUUUAUUCUGUAAUUUCCACGUGUAGUGUUGCAGCUAACUCGAAGCAAAACUUAAUGCAAGCCAGUAAUCUUGGCGUGGUGUUUGGUCCUACACUGAUGAGAUCUAGAGAAGAGACGAUGGCGGCCAUCAUGAAUUUAAAAUAUCAGACAAUAGUCGUCGAGUUGAUGGUGAACGAAUACGACGCGGUAAAUACGGAUACAUUAAUGUUUGUAACGUUACGUAGAAUGUUGGUUGAACUGUUUGGGGGUCUGGGGUAGUCAAAUAGCCGAGCGGAAUUAGUACCCGCGCUAACGGCUUCCUGAAAGCGAGAGUGACACGUGGGAACCGAAACUACCGGUUCUUUUGCGCAUGCUGGAUGUAGAUUUGCGGUUCUAAGAAAAAGGGGGGCUCUGCAGUCUGCUUGGAGGCUUGAUCGUCCAUAAACGCAUAUGUUACCAGGGAAAUUCAAACUUCCCUUCGGGACUGUGCCUACGUGGCAUUCUGUUGGAGCUCCCGAUGUCCGGUCCGACUUCGGACCGCUUUUGGUCUUGAUAGUUUUCUAUUAUUUAACUUUCAUUAUCUUACUGUAACUUAAAUAGUUUAUUAUUAUUUAACUUAUUCUUUGGGUUAGCAACAUGUAUAUUCUGCUGACCCCAGCAAAUAAUCCUCAUUCUGAGGGGUUUGCUGUAAUGGGAGAUAGAUAGAAGAACCGGAGUGCAGCCUAAGAAAUUACCUCGAACCUAUUUUCUACCAGCUCACCGUCAUCACUGUGUAAAUCAGGCACACAACUCAUCUACAACAACGUAGGUGAGUUGUGUGCUUGAUUUACACAGUAUAGAACUCAAGUUGUAAGCAGGUUACGUGCGACAGUUUUAGGCCAAAGUUGUGCAGUGUAAUUCGGCCUUUAAGAAAACACUAAAAAUCUAUAUAAGCUACGUAUUUGUCGCUUCGAUUUCGCAUUGCUUUCUCUUAAAGGCAGACAGGACAGUAAACUAGUUCCAGUCACAAAAGCUACAGUUCUCCGGAAGGUAUUCAUCAGGGAGUCACAUGGGCCAAAUAACCCAUCUAUGUAUACAUAUAUAGGUAACUAAUGACGAGUUUUGAAUCUAGUUUUGCUUUUCAAUGUGGAACAGCCUAAAAAUACAGAAAAUUUCACUAUAAAAAGUAGUAAGUAUUUUACGUGAGACCACGAAACAAAUAGCUCACAUAGCCCAGCUCUAGAACUACAACUAAAACCUUCCCAAUUCUUCUUCAUUUCAAAAUUUGUUUCAUUUCCAUUUUGUCUGUUUUUAGUUAUUUGACUCGUCAAAUCCAUUCAGAACAACUGAUGAAAAACCCAAACCUCCGCUCUCCAGAAAACCUGAUAUUCCAGAUAAAAAACCAGAAGUUCCUGACAAGAAGCCUGAAAUUCCUGAGAAAAAGCCUGAAAUUCCUGGCAGGAAACCGUUCGUUGAAGAAAAGAAUGUGUACUCGGUACCACCAUCGUUUCCUCCACCACGGGCAUCACCAAAACCACCGUUAAAUUCUCAAAAAUCCUACCCAGCGCCGCUACCUCCUCAGAGCAGAGUGAAGAAUUUGUCGCUUAAUAGGAAACAGAAGCAGUCGUCUAGUAAGUGUAUUUUUGGUCUUUUGGAGGGGACGAUGUUAUCAAGGUAUGCGGGAGAUUUGCAAGGUUUGCAGCAACUUGCAACUCGUUAUCGGGCAUAGAGCAAAGAAGACUUGAGUUCUUUGUAGGAUUGCAUGGCGAUAAGACAUAUAAUACUUUUUGUUUCUGGAAACAACACGUAAAUUUAUCACUGCAAAGCUUUCGAUCCGUAAGCCAGGAUCUUCAUCAGUGCUAAUAAUAUGUCAUAAAAACAUAUUAUUAGCACUGAUGAAGAUCCGGGCUUACGGAUCGAAAGCUUUGCAGUAAUAAAUUUACGUGGUGUUUCCACAAAGAAAAAGUAUCACAAAGAAGACUUUCUGGCCGGAAACACUCGAGUCAUGCACCCUUAUGCCUGGUUCACACUGGUCGUAUAAGAAUCGGGGAUUUCCAUUGUCUUUGGUCAUUGGUGGGUAAAAUGCUUUGUCUGUCGGAAAAGAAUACAAUAGAUCGCCGCUGAAUUACGACCAGUGUGAACCAGGCUUAAAGCACAUUGUCGUCAUCAAAUUUUGAGGACAAAGUAGCUACUCCAUGUUGAAACAAGCGUUGAUAGCGUAAAUGACCAGCCUUAAAAAUGUUAUAUAUUGCAUGUUGAUUAAUUAAAUGAAAUAAUUUAAUGCGAGCAAUUACUUUCUAAUUUAAUAAUUUAGUCCAAGCUCGUAUCUACUUCAUUGUGUGCCUAGAUUGUUACAGGUCAAUAAAAGCGUUUUUUCUUCUUCCUUUUAGGCUCAGAUGAGAAUUUAGUCCCGGGGUCAGGUAAUAUUUGCCUUAACUACUAUUUAAAGCACGCGCAGGAGUGCUUUAUCAGAUAUAAAACACGAGUGUUUUACAUCUAAAUGAAUUAUGUGAAUUAUGUAAAAAGGUAGCAGUUACAUUAAAUGAAUUAUGUAAAAAGGUAGCAGCUGGAAUUGGGGCUAUAAAACGACUAAGGCCAUAUUUUAACCGUCUCACUCUCCUGUCCGUUUAUUAUGCCCUGGUUCAACCGUAUUUUGACUAUUGCUGUCUUGUGUGGGAUCCAAUUGGUACCACGAUUACAAAUCGAUUACAAGUACUCCAAAAUAGGGCAGCAAGGGUCAUCUUAUACAGAAAUGAGCAUGGUCAGUCUGAAGCUGCUUUUUCUGAAUUGCAAUUGAAAACGUUAAAAGAACGCAGAUUAAUCUUUAGGGGCAAGUUUAUGUAUAAAAUUGCUCAUGCGCAAGCACCACCUGUUUUAACUGACAUCUUUGAAGAGUCAUCCGCUCCUCAACAUAAUUACAAUUUAAAAGACCAUGAUUUCAAGUUUUACUUACCAAAACCAAAAACAGAAUACUCGAAAAAUAGCAUCCGGUAUAGUGGAGCAAAACUCUGGAACAGCUUACCUUGCGAGUUAAGAAGCGCAAAUUCAUUAAAUCUAUUCAAUUCGUUGAUUUCUGAUACUAGCCUGCAGUCUUAAAUCUAUUAUUAUAUCUUUAUUUAACCAUGAUUUAACUAAUUGUAAAAUUUAAUAUGUAAGUGUAACUAUUGUAUAUAUUUUAUCAUCACGCCCCUCUUGGAAAUCAGCAAAUGCUGAAGGGGUUAUAGCGUGUUUAAAUAAAGUUUUAUCUACAUCUGAUAAAGCACGACUACAAGUGCUAUAAAUGACUUAAAAACGACGCAUCUUAUGCAUUCAUUGGCGAAGUAAUUUAAAAAUAAACGUUGUCUAACCCGAGAAAAUCCAAGCUAAUUUCAGUUUCCACACUAUGGAUAUAGUAUGGAAACAAUGUGGAUAUGCUAUGGAUUUAGUGAUGCAAUGGACCAUUUGCAUUAUAGACUAAAUUUUGAUCUCAACAAGUCUAGACAAAAAUUUCAUCACAGCUUGAAAGAGCAUCACAAAAUUAGUAAUAUUCCAAAGUUUCGUUGCGAAAUGUUGUAAAUGCGGAUAAUAUAGCCUUGCGAAGUUUGCCGUUUUUCAGUCAUUUUCUAUUACAAACGGGAAAUUGACAGCCCCAAAGGGUAUGGGCUGUCAAUUUUCCCCGCGUAAUGCAAAUUAUGACUAAAAAACGGCAAACUUCGCAAGGCUAUAUUAUCCGCAUUUACAACAUUUCGCAACGAAACUUUGGAAUAUUACUAAUUUUGUGAUUCUCUUUCAAGCUGUGAUGAAAUUUUUGUCUAGACUUCUUGAGAUCAAAAUUUAGUCUAUAAUGCAAAUGGUCCAUUGCAAAUUCCAUAGUAUGAAUUUCACUAUUUUUUCACAGUGUAUUGUUAUAUAAACACUCAGCCUCUUGUUACAAUUCUUAACCUUCACCGAGUUCAAUUUAAAUAGUUUUAUAAGAUUCUCGUAUCUGAUCAAGGGCAGAAAACAAUGAGGAUCUUGAGUUUCACUCACGAAUUCUUAUUUCUAUUAUAUAGAGUCAAAUGUUAUGUCGAAACUGAAGGCAUUGUAAGUGUCCAUUGUAUUAUAUACCCAAUUAGAAAACUGAAUUCGUACCAUAAUUUUUGUUGGAUUCCACCACGCCUGGGGUGUAUCGCAGAAUUAAAUGCAUGCUUAAAACCAGGCGGAGAAAAGACUAUCUAUAAUCAUGUGUUUCGCAGUGAUUACAAGGGGAAACUUCAGUGGCGUCAGCAUGCAGAAACGCCAUUAAUUGUUACUUCUCAUUUCCUCCCUUGAAUUGCACUAAUGAAUCCAAAUCAAAGCCUGAUUUCAAAUUGCGUUUAUAAAAAAAAACGAAGCCUUUAGAAUCAAGCUGUUGUUGGAAUUUGUAAAAUUGUUGGGUACGCAAAACAGAAUAGAAGGGAUUUUUAUGCAUGAGGAAGUUAUUUAAAACUUUAAUUUGGUUUUGACAAUUUUUAUGCAGUUAUGUUCGACCUUCAUACAAUUAGAAGGAGCAUAAAAUCUUGAUUUCUAAAGGUCUCGUUUCUUUUACACCCUGUAUAUAGUAGCCAAAAGCAAAUGUUUAUAGCCUAAACACAUCCAUUCCCUGCUAUUUAUUGUAUUUGGAUGAGAAACUUAACCUGGAUUCAGAAAGUCGUUCUGCAACUGCUCAGAGAGAAAAAUACUCCACCCCAUAACCAGGGUCUCGAGGAAAAUGCGACCAUCACAAUGCGGUUUCUGCCAGAUUUGCUGCAUAGAAUUACACGAGAGGUAGAACGUCUUUGUUUGCAAUCAUUGUUUUGGGUAACAGUUAUCGAAUUAUUAUGCACAUGGGUAAUGAAGUUAAUGGUCAAAUUGCAUUAAAUUCGUUAGGAUGGGAGACACUAAAAGUACAAAGAACUAAAGCUAAGGCAAAAUUUACUACAAGAAUGAGAAUACACAUUACUGCUUCCGUGACAAUGAAACAACACUCGUUUUGCCACAGCCUCGCACAAAUAGCAUGCAUGAAAAAGAGUUUCAUGUUUUUAAACCAGGAAACUGGGGCAAAAAUAUGGAACUCAGUCCCUAAAGAUCUCAGAGGGAUUGGAUCCCAGUCUCUAUUUGAAAGAAAAAUUGCUGCUCGUGUUGCUAAUAUAUAUAUAUAUAUAGCUUAAGAUUUUGGUUUACGAAACACAAACAGUGCUCAAUACCAUAUAGAUAGAGCGUAAUAUAGUUUUUCGUUUUACCUCAAAAAACCACAUAUAUAUAUAUAUAUAUAUAUAUAUAUAUAUAUAUAUAUAUAUAUAUAUAUAUAUAUAUAUAUAUAUAUAUAUAUAUAUAUAUAUAUAAUUUGUACAAAUUGAAUGAAUACAUGCAAUUAAAUCUAUAAACAACAAUAAAUACCUUCGAUAAAUGUGCAAAAAUCACUCACAAAAGCUAGCAACUCGGCAAAUUUCAACUCAGUCAUUCAGCUGCGACUUCAAAAUCCAAUCCGGUCUUCGAAAACAAAUACUAUUUCGGUCAUUUGACCCUGUUGUGUCACAUUUUCCAGCUGGUUUCUGCACUUCGUGCAACAAGUGCUUUUCAAUUGCCAUAGUCGCUCAGAACAAAAUAAUUGCGUUUUUAUCACAUGUUUUUAUUCCUUUAAAACAAUGGUUUUUCACUGUUUUGAUAAAUUUUUAGUUUUUCGUUAUUUAUUACCGUUUAGCGCAUUCUAAGCUUAGCCAAUCAGAAUUCAGCACGUGACUUAAGCGAGCCAAUAGCAUUUCGUUAUUUGUAUAGAUCAUGCACGCGUGAUAUUUGCAAAAUGUCGACUUCCAAAUGUUUGGGGGAAUAAAAAUAAACCUGUUUACCUGUUUAAUUCGGCAAUUUUUUCAAUUUUAUUAUAUAAAACAAGUAGAUUACAUUUUCCCGCUGUCUGUUGAGUUAUAGAUAGACAGUAUGAGUGUAUGACUCACCUAGGCGGCUCGUGGACACUUUUUUUGUUCUUACCACAUAUGACGUCAUAUUGUGUAUCUAUAACUGAACAGACAACGGGAAAAUGUAAUCUAUUUGUUAAACAUUUCCUUUUCUUGUAUGUUUCAGUGAAUCUACGGAUGGCAAAAAUAAAAACAACGGUGGAAUCAGCUCAGUUAGUUCACAGUAUGCGACAACAGGUCCUACAACGGUCACGUCUGACGUUCGAACUCGACAGAACAGUCCCCCUCCUCUACCCACCAGUCCACCGCCAAGGGAUCAUUACUCAGCACCACCUCCACGAACUACCAGGUAUUUGAAACCAGUGUCGUAACGAGUCAAGUCAUUUACUCGGACUCGAGUCGUAAUCUUCUGCGACCCGAGUCGAAUACGAAAAAUGACUCGAGUCGAGUCAACAGCCCCAAAUGACUCGACUCGGACUCGACUUGCUGAUUUCUGCCGUAAAUGACUCGAGUCAACUCAGCUACAACUUGUACAGGAUAAAUUCAUCAAAAAUAUUGUGGUUGAAUAGGUUGGGAAGAGUCCUGAAAGGGCUUGAAGAAAUAAAUGGUAAUUCUCGAUGCAGAUAGGCAUGUUUCCACUUGUAGGGAAAUUUUAAGGCAUUUUUGUUCACCUUUUUGUUCACCUUUUUGUUCACCAUACAAUUCGUGUAGCAAUUGACUCGACUCGGACUCAACUCGAGUGAGCCAUUGACUCGAGUCGACCUCGGCUUGUGACUCGACGUUUGGGUGUCUCGACAUGUUGGUGACUCGUUACAACACUCUUUGAAACAUUUAACAUUUUUGCUUUACAAACCUUAAUUCAAUCUCGUUAGACCUAUUUUUAAAAUUAGUGAUCAGUAUAAUGUGUAAAUUAUAUUAGUUGUUUUUUGUUCAAUUUCUUUUGAAUAUAUAACAAUUUUUGAAUACGUUUGUUAUAGGUAUUUCCGUAAAUGAGGUUGCCAUAAAUUAGGCAUAUGGAUAAACCAAGGCAUAGUAGAUCAGUGAAAUGUCGAAUUCUGGAUAUAUAUUAUUGCUUUGAUUUAAUAACUUCAUCUGAUAACAUGGAACUUAUUCUGUCUCCAUGAUGAUAAAUGUAAAGAACUAAGGAUUGAUUUUAAGAAGACCAAAAGCACCUUUCCCCAAUCCUCCUUAAUGGAUAAUCACUAGAUGUUGCUCACUAUUACCUCUGAUUUAAAAUGGAACAGUCAUGUGUCAAAUAUUAUGCCUAAAUAUUCGAAACGACUAGUAUAUCUUCUGGUUCAGUUAGGGCGAGUCACUGUCCCAAACAAAGACAGAAUCCAAUUUUUUGUAACAUGUAUUACACCAGUACUGGAAUAUGCAUCCUCUGUUUUUCAUUAUUCUCUUCCGUGAUGACUUCGAACGUGUUCAAAAAUGUGCCAAUUCUAUUGUAUAUCCUGGAAUUAAUUAUGAAGAUUCCCUCGUUGAAAGUUGGUUGUUUACACUUUGUGAGAGAAGAAAUCAAGCUUGCACGAAGUUUUUUAGUCAAGUUCUAGAGGAUACUAUUCAUAAAUUACAUGAUCUUAUCUCAAUAGCUAAUUUGGCAUCUUGCUACUCUUUACGAAAUGUCAAGAAAAUUCAAAUUCCUAAUUUUAAAACUGAACGGUAUAGAAACUCUAUUAUAGCAAGUAGUUUUAAUGCGAACAGUUUAGGUUUAUAGAUAAUUCAUAGUUCCACUGUUGUACUAAUAUUUUUACCUGAAGUUGUAGAAUUUUAUAGUGUCCAAUUCCUUCAUGUAAUCACCUUGUAAUUCAGUUAUUUUUACUGCAAAUCGUGUGACUAUUAAACUAUUACUUUAUCCAUCUAUCUGUAAGUCUAUUAUUAUAAGUGUUUAUUAAACUGGAUCUGUCUGUGCCAUAAUAACAAGCUUUCGUUGGUAGGGAUGCAACUCCCUUAAAAAUGUGAGAAGAAUUUCGACGUAUCGAGGCCCUUCGUCUGGAGUUACUAGCGGGGAUUGGGAAAAUUACAUGAGCUUUUAUGCUAAGAAUAUAAAAGUGAUCACGUGACGAAAAAUAAACCAAUCAGAUGGUUUUGGUCAAAACAUGCAAAGUAUAAACAAAAAAAGUGUAAAUCACAUUAUGGAAUAUAUUAAUACAAAUAUACAGAAAACUAAGUAAAAGUACUGUCAAUGCCUGCUUUUGACAGCCAAAGACAGAUAGAGUUGAACAUAGGGAUAACGUUCAUUCAUGCCAUAAUCCUAUAUUUAACUCUAUCUGUCUUUGCCUAUUAAAAGCAGACAUUGACAGUACUUUUAAUUCUUACCUUAUUCCAUACUUGUUUCAUACAGGGCCGUAGCUGGACACGAUAAUUUGGGGGCAGGGGGGGUAUAUUCAUAUAUUCAUGUUCACAUACCGUAAAAACAAUCGAUUUCAAAAGAAAUCCGUCGGGCAGAACACGAAUAUAUGAAUAUAAACACACCCUUCCCCCCUCCCCCCCAAUUAUCGGUCUAACUACGGCCCUGGUUUCAUAUAUUUUGUUGUAGUUUUCUGUAUAUUUGUAUUAAUAUAUUCUGUAAUGUGAUUUACAUUUUUUGUUUAUACUUUGUUUUGAUUAAUUUUUUGUUACGUGAGCGCUUUUAUAUUCUUAGUAUAAAAGCUCAUGUAAUUUUCCUGACCCCCGCUAGUAACUCCAGACGAAGGAAGGGCCUUCGCUCGAAACGCCGAAAUUUUCUUUAUGUUUUUUCAGGUAGUUGCAUCCCUAUCAACGAAAGCUUGUGUAUUAAACUGCUUUAUAGUGUCGAGUCGGUGAAGCUAAAUCACGAAUAAUAAAGGCAUUUAGAACAAAUAAACCCCAAUGACAACAUUCGUGUGGCUGCUAAGCAUUGUGCGCAGCAGUAUGCUACAUACGGGAGUACAUACGGGUCGUUUGUCAAGUCGAUUGUAACAUUAAUAUGUGGGUUGUUAAGUCUUGAAAACCACGACCAGCCGACAAAUUUAAAAAAGUAAAGUAAAAAACAAAUUCCGAAAGACAAUACAUCUUGAGAAUACAAUAUAUGAUUCAAAAACAAGACGCAGAUUGAUACUGUAAAUUUUCGACUUUAUUUCAAAGUCAUCUUCAGACAGAAUGAAUAUGACUAUUCUGUCUGAAGAUGACUUUGAAAUAAAGUCGAAAAUGACUAUAUGACUAUUCUGUCUGAAGAUGACUUUGAAAUAAAGUCGAAAAUUUACAGUCUCAACCUGCGUCUUGUUUUUGAAUCAUGUAUUGUAUUCUCAAGAUGCCUUGUCUUUUCGGAAUUUGUUUUUUACUUUGUUAAGUCUUUGUAUAGUAAAUUUAAAGAUGGUUCAUUUCACGACUGAACAACGAAUUUUCGUAUAGUUACAACGAAACUGGAAGUUUACAGACCACUCGCGAUGUUGAAUGUUUCCUUGCAGAUAUAGGCAGCCCCCAUUUUGACAAAUAUUCGAGCACCUCUGUUUUCGAGCCACUCUAAUUGAUUUUAUCAUUCUAAUAUGUUCACUAUUAUCUAAGUUAUAGGUAAGAAACGAAAGUUGACAACCCAGCCACUUUAGUACUAAAGUUGCAAUACUGAAAGCGAGAGUGGGCAUAUUUCUUUAUAGUCAUAUUCUUGAAUUUCUUUCUUUGCAGACGAGUACGUACAAAAUUUCCAUGCGUUGGAGAAAACAGCACCGAAUUAAGCUUUGACGCUAAUGCCAUUAUUACAAAUGGUGAGUGAUAUGUUCAUCAUGUUUGAAAUUUCUUUAGUAUAGAUUAUGGUAUAGACACCCAUAAAAAUGAUAUAUUCCACCACUUCAGGGACCAUGCAGAUAGGUAAGGGUAUACUGGGUGUGGGCAAAAAAGCCCCUUAAAAAUGGCACACCCUGUUCUUUGUCACCAUAACUAAAGGAAGUGUUGAUAUAGGUAUAUGUUUUAGUACGUAGUUGUUUAAGUUUCUACUGGGGAGCACAUAUUUUCAUUUUGGGUAAAUCUUAUCAUUUUCUCCAAACGACUUUACCAAAUAUUUCAACGUUGUUUUCUGAUAUUGGGCUAGUUUAUAAGCUGUGCAAAGACCUGCACAAUAAUUUACCCGCGCAUUAGGAAUUUGUUACUUCGUGUCACUCUCUAAUAGUCUGUCUCUAGUAAGUUUUGUAUUUGAUUGGUAGUAUUCCAAACAUGCUUGGGAUAUGUUGCAAGGGCGGGGGGGGGGGGAUGCGUUAAGGAAGCGAGGAUGAUGUAAGGGGGUUUUCGUAGUAAUCAAUAUUGUAUGUAUUUCGUUUUAGUUCGAGACUCUAAGGAACCAGGAUGGCUAGAAGGAACACUGCACGGAAAAACUGGACUAAUUCCAUCAAAUUAUGUGGAAUUUAUUUAAAACGUUAUUAUUUUUAUAAUUUUACUACAUUAAUUGCCUAGAUGGGUAAGUGAUUUAUAUAAUAUAGUUAGAGUUAGUGUUGCAUCAAUAUAGGAAUAUACCGCGACAAAGUAGGCAUAACGACCCAGUAUUAACUUGCUCUUAUUCAUUGGUCAAAUCCAAAUUUUUUACACAAUGGUUCCAAAAUGCCCACUUUUUAUUUACGAGGUACUAGCAAAUUUUCACCGUUGUAAUUAUGAAACAACCAAGUAUUUUGUUUUCUAGAAUCAUUUAAGGUUGCGACACUAAUUGUUGGACAAUAGUAAGAUAAUGGAAAAAUUUCAUUUUUGCUAUGUCACAAAAAUAAAAAUGGUACUAAAAAACAUUAUUCGAAGUUUCUAAUUUAUAAUUGUUGGACAACUUGUACAAAUGUAAAAACGACACUUCUGGCUUCAUUUUUCUUUUGUGGAAGAAAGUUAAUGUCAUAAAUCGAAUGUUCUUAACUUCCUUUAUAUCGUUAAUUUUAGAUCUGAUUUUUACGACUCCCCACGCACAUUUUUUGUAGCAAAGUAGUGAAUUCAUGAUAUUUUCAUUUCCCAUAGACAAAUUUGGCUAACGUUGUUUACAUCGUUGCUACCCAAUUCCCAACUGUAGAUAAUUCACAUGCCUAGUUACUGUAUUGUUCUGGUUACAGAAUCAGAGAACAGAACAAAGGUAACUAGACAUUGGAAUUAUGAAUAAGAGUUAUUCGCUCGUGUACAUAAUUCUAAAGCUUAUAGUUACCUUCUUUCUAUUCUAUGCUUCUGUAAACUAGAACAAUAGUAACUAUUUAUUUUUUUUAUUUAUUUAGCUUUGCCAACUAGGGCAGGGUCACCACAACAGCAUAUGCCAAUUACUGUGGGCCCUUUUUUACCUAACCCACCCUGUCAACUUUCCCUGUGGGAGGAAACCGGAGUACCCGGGGAAAACCCACGGCUUUCGGCAGAGCGUUGACUUUUACUCUUUUCACAUGGGGACUGGGUUCGAGUCGCACUGAGAAGGUACUUAGUGAGACUCGAACCUGCAGCCUCAGAGGUGAAAGGCAAGUGCGCUAACCACUUGGCCACCGAAGCCCCUAUAGGCAUGUAAGUUGUCUAAAAUUGUAAAUUGGGUAUGUUUAUACCCAUUUCACAACGUUAGCCAAAUUUGUCUGGUAUUUAACUACAUACAAACCUGUGGGGUAUCUGGCUACAUUUUCGCACGGCAAUGUUCAACACUUUAAAAAGUAGUAGGUCGACAUUUUUUCUUUUACAUACCCUUCUAAAAGUACAAGAUAAUGGAAAAAUUUCAUUUUUGCUAUGUUGCAAAAAUAAAAAUGAUAAUAAAAAAAUAUUCGAAGUUCCAUUAUUCUGGAUUUUUAAGUCCGUAGACUUAGUGUCCACCAAAAAUUCUGCGUAGACAAGUUGCCAUAUAGUUGCCGUUUGCAUUGAAAUUAAUGUCGCAACUUCAAAUGUCUCUAGCGGGAGGCAGCAUUUGACGGUUUUGAUCAGAUGAAUAUCAUUAAUCCAUGAAGAUAUAGUUGCUUAAUCAUUUACCAGAAGAUUAGACAACAGCUAACGUAAGAGUGCCAUGAAAUAUAUAACGGGGCUUUUUGGGAUACUUUAAAUAUUCAAGGGGAUUUACAUCAUAAUUUUCGCCAUAUUCCACGCAUUCAUUGUGUUUUGUCAAAACAGUGUUUUACUCUAUGUACUGCAUGAUAAAUAGUUAUUAUGAAGGUGAUACUUGUUAAAAGGAUAUAUAUAAAAAGAAUAGCUAUAAUAAAAUAACGGUAUUACUACUAUAUAGUUAAUAUUGAUAAGGUUUUAUCAUGAUGCCAGGGCAAAUUUCGUCGUUGCUAAUCUUGUAUAUUUAAAUCAAAAGUGAAAGUAAUUACCUUAUUCGUACUUAAUUUCGCGCGUCUGAAUUUUGUGAUUUUUUCGAGGCAAUAUUUCGCGAGACUUUAUUUUCGCGAUUUUGAUAGGCGACUAUAGAAAAAGGGCAUUGAAUUUCGCGAAAGCUUUGAACAUUUUAUUUUCUAUAAAAAUAUGAACAACAUCUUUUCUAAAGAUGUAACCGAUGAUAAUUAGAUUUUUUGCUUUCAAUUUUUUGCUCUCUUUAUUGCCCGUAACAAGAGAAGAUGCUGAGACAAUUAUUAAAUAUUAUGUUAUUUAUGCCGAUAUAUGAGCUGUGCAUAUUGUUGAUCGUUAUUUAUCAAGAAUUUUAUGAUUCAAAUUUUUGACUAGGGUAUUUAAUUUCGCGUGUGUAAAUUUCGUCACGUUUUGUAUUUGCGCGACUUUAAUUGUUUUACAAUUAAAAAUAAAUAAAAAUAUUUGCGCGAAAUUAAGUUUUUACGAAUAAGGCGUUGAAAUGAAUUACAAAUGAAAUAACUGGAACGCUACCUCCCAACCGGAAAUUUGAACCUAAACGUGAAGGCCAGUCCAUGUCUUUUCACGAACGCGAAGAGCGCUUAAUCAGUCAACCAUGCAUGGUACAAACACAAGUGUCUUGAUCGCCAGACUUGGGGGUGAGAUUGGCUUCAAGAAAAAGAUCUGAAGGUAGUGUUUCAGUUAUAUCCAUUUCAAUGGAAUAAGGUAACUAUUUAAAUUUGCACGUGCAAGUUUCUUUACGACAUUACCUAGAUAUUCUCACUGAUGCAACACUAAGAAUGGAUUUUCAGAUAGAUUAGUUAUAAUUGUAUAGCGUUUGCAGAUUGAUCAAAUAGAUAGAAAUAUGUUAUAGGAUACUUCUAUACCAUGCAGUACGCAUUUAAUAUUGUUAGAAGUACAUAUGUUGAUAUUUUACAUGUUUAUGAGCCUUUACUGCUUUUGGUAUGAGUCCAAAUUCCUUUUAUUAUCAUUAUUAUUGUUAUUAUUAGAACUGUUGCAUGCUUUGUACAAAAUAUAUAAGAGAUUAAGAUUUAGUGCAAAUCAAGACAGUUUGUUUUUUCGUGAAAAUUUCAGUGCCUUAAUUGCAGUAUAACAUUUUGGUUAAGGGUUGCUGUGUGCAUGCAUUUCUAGCAUAUACACACUAAAUUCUUCCCACAAUAUCAGAACAUUUUCUGUGCAAGUUACGAUCGUGAACACUGUUGUCAUGGUUAAAUAAAGAGUAAAAAGCAAAGUAUACUUAUCC
Messenger RNA from Paramuricea clavata, 24971 nucleotides. The record is from the annotation of a GenBank genome assembly. Lineage: Eukaryota; Metazoa; Cnidaria; Anthozoa; Malacalcyonacea; Plexauridae.